AUGAGAUUAAUCAAAAUUUAUGAAAAAAGGUUUUUGCUUUUGGAUGAAAGGGUGUUUAUUUUAGAAGAAACUGCUAGAGAUUUCAAGUGUGAGAUUUUGGAAAAUAAUAAUAAUAAUAAUAAUCAGCAAAAGGAUUUUGCGGCUUCUGAUGAAAGCAGUAUUGGUCUACCAUUGUCUAAUAAAAAGAGGGACUCAAACAUUAGAACAAAACCCAGGCUUCAGGAGAUAAUUGAGAUUGAUGACGAUGACGCUGAUGAUUUUCAGUUUAUCUCGACACUGAAACGAAAGCGAGAUUCAAAUGAAGUAAAAAAGGAGCUUAACAGUGAUGACAAUGAUUUAGACUAUAAGUCUACAUUGACAACGAAUAGGGUAAAGGAAAUAAAAAGAGAUUGUAACAGUGAUUAUGUUGACAAAAUUCCAACCAGAACUCAACCAAGGAGGAAUGUUGGUGAGUUGCAUAAUCAUCAGCUAACUUCCGAGGGACUCUAUAGCCCUUAUUCAGAAGUCAAGCCAAAUAUCCUUGCGUCUCCCUUCAACACCAACCACUCCACUUCUGGUCAAAAUGGCAACAAAGUUGAUGAAGUAUAUAAGUAUGCAGCUGCUAAAUUGAAAGAAAUAUGGGAAUCGAAGGCUGAUAUGCUCAAAGAAUUUGAAAAAAAUGAUGAGCUCUCUAUGAAUGCUAUAUGUGCUCUAUAUAGACAAAGAACGCAAAUGAACAUUCAUGAUCAAUCUGAUAUAUCUAGAAUUAACCAACUGGCAAGCUUGCUUUUCAAAGGGGAUUCACAAAAAAAUCUAAGGGAAACAGCUCCAGAGCUCGAUCGUCUUGAUCUUCAUGAUAUGAAAAUGUUAGCAAAGAAGUAUUCAGCUCCUAUAUUCGACAUCUACCAUCAAAAAAUUGAUCCUUUCUUCCGCCCAAAAGGUUAGGCAGAAAACGACGAUGAUGAGAAAUCCAACUUUGGAAUGUUUGUAAAUGUUAAGUUUUUUGAAGGUUUCUACACUAUCUUGCUGGUAGAUCUAACAUGAAGUACUAUGCAUUUGAAAUUUUGAUAUGCUUUUAGUUUACUAUGUAUAAGCGUAGUCGAUUAGAAAAACUCAGCGGUGGUGCCAAUCUGUAAGAUGUAUUUCUC
Messenger RNA from Erigeron canadensis, 1127 nucleotides. RefSeq lists its product as uncharacterized. Bases 1 to 924 code for a protein of 307 amino acids. The transcript is spliced from 4 exons. Lineage: Eukaryota; Viridiplantae; Streptophyta; Magnoliopsida; Asterales; Asteraceae. The record is from RefSeq and is a predicted model, not a curated record.